Molecule: messenger RNA, 1557 nt
Organism: Prorocentrum cordatum
Lineage: Eukaryota; Dinophyceae; Prorocentrales; Prorocentraceae
Source: the annotation of a GenBank genome assembly
AUGGACGCACUGAAGGCCUGCUUCGCCCUCCUUCCCCAGGCCCCAGGGAUCGCAGGGCUCAUCGCCGCCUGGCGCGGCUGCCAGUGCCAUUGCCGCACCAGCGAGGCCGACACGGCCAUAGUCGCGGUCCUCCGCGACCAGCUGGCCCGCUGCGGGCCCCAGCUGCUGGCGCCUGCACCAGCGUCCACGUGGGCGUUCGUCUCUGGCGUGGCCGUCGGCAUCGCCGAGCUGCUGUCCGUCCGCCAGUGGACGGCGUCGGUGGCGGCAGCUGCAGCCCAGCUGCAGGGGCUCCGUGUGGGUCAGCGUCUCUUGAUCUCGUACGACGUGGACCCAGACUUGUUCCACGAGCGCCUGGUGCUGCAGAGGCCUCCCAAUAGGCCAGGAUGCACGUACUUGGUCGCCACGCCCGACGGGGAUCUGUACGAGGAGGAUCUCCUGGACUCAGGUGGCGAGGUGUUCGUGCUCGGGCCGCGGGGCGGUCUCCUCGGCGGCAUGCCUGCCGCAGCCACGCUCUAUCGGUUCGAUGCUGGCUACCUGGCGGCCAACAAGGACCGCUUCAUCCAGGAGGGCCGCGACGAGCUCGCCAGGAUCCGAGCCGACGAGGGCUUCGCGUUCGUCGACGCGGGCGACGGCCCUCCGCCGCCGCUGGCGGCUCCAGCGGGUGGGCCACCUGGUGCUGCCGCUCUCAUGGCAGUGGAUGCCCCUGGCGCCGCCGGCGCGGGCGGACCUCCGGUGCGGUGGUGCGUUCUGGAGUCGCGCUUCGGCAAGGCCGCCGGCGACGACGUCAGCGACCUGGUGGGGGCUCGGUUCAUCCAGGGCGACCGCGGCAUCAUCAUGAUCGCGGACGGCUUAUUCAUGUGCAUCGCGCGAGCCGGCUCCUUCACCAAGGGCGCCGACGUCGACUCGAAGGAGCAGGACGUCCGCACUCUCGCCGUGCGCGUGGACUCGCACGGCAGGCGGGAGGCUACCUUCCAGGACGUGUGCAAGCAGCUGGACUCCAUCAGCAUCUCCGACUGGCGCAUCUCAGGUCCUCGGACAGCUGUGUGGCUCUGCAGGGCUCUCUCAGAGACUGGGAUGUCCCCUACUCAACGGCACUACUGGUGGCGGAAUACCAUUGGGCUCACCGUGUCGGACAACGGCGUGGACGAGCACCUCUUCUUGAGCGAGCUCCUGGAGUGGGCCCUCUGCUACGACUUCCUCAGUUUCGGCAGCCUGAUCAUCGCCGAGCACAUCAGCAGGAGGUACCAGCUUUGGGAGGAGGUCUACUCGCACACGCUCAUGGAGCGCGAGGCGGGUGCCUCCGCCGCCGAGUGGGUCGACGAGCGCCGCAUCUUCCUGGGCACUCACAAGUCGCGGGGCGUCGCCCUGGUCUGCCCCGAGCUGCAGUCGUACGUGGCCUGCGAGAUGGCCUCCAGCGCCGCCAUCCUCAAGGAGAGGCGGAAGGGGCGCGAGGAGCGCCGUCUGGCGGGCGGCCUGGGCGAGGAGGCGGACGAGGGCUCUGGGGGCGCGGGGGGCGGUGCGGCCAAAGCCAAGGGCCGCAAUGGCCCUCGCAAGUAG